AUGUCUUUCCCUCGCCCUGUAACCUCAAAGUCAAGGGGUAUCUGUAAAUAUUACAACUCUCCAAGAGGCUGCUUUUCAGGGGAUAGCUGCAAGUUUCUUCACGGCGAGGAACCUGGUCAAAAUGUUCAGCCGUUGUUGACACCCUAUGACCAGGCCAAGCAAUGUCGAUACUACCAGCAUGGUUUUUGCAAGCGGGGAGAACUGUGCUGGUUCAAACAUGUCGAUCCACAUCAAACCAAUAUUCUCGAGGAAGAGGAUCAGUUGUGUUCCGUUUGUUUUGAAAAGCCUGUUACGUUUGGAUUGCUUGGAAAGCCGGGGGACGUUGUCGAGUCUGGUAAUACCAAAAAGUGUCCCAUGUGCCGCACCGCUUCCCGCUUCAUAACUCCCUCAUCUAAAUUCUGCAUUGCUGGAGAAAAGGCGGACGCGAUCAAGGCUUACCAGGCCAGUAUGGGCAGGGUUACGUGUCGUUACUUCCAAACGUCACAAGCCAAGAACAAGAACAAACCUCUCUGUCCUUUUGGUAAAGACUGUUUCUACAAACAUGUCAACGAGGAUGGGACUCCCUUUCUGUUCCGGGAAGGUGUUGAUGUUUCCAUGCGAAGGUAUCGUGUCGCAAACGGGAUGGAAGACAACGACUUUCUUCCUUCCUUCUUUCCUCUCCCCCUGGAUAUCGACUCUUUGUCACUUUUUGGCACUGAAGGAGUAAAUCUUGCAAUGAACCGUCUCAACUUUAGCGCUCCCCGCAACCGUCAACGAAGAACUGUGGAGCGUCUGCGGCGUCUCAAUGUUGGAAUACAGGAUUCAGAAUUACCUACCACUGCGGGAAGGUUGCGAGAAGUAGGCCGAUCAUUGGAGAUGUUGAACAACGCUAUACAGGAGGGCGCAACGCUGGAAACUUUGAAUGUCGCCGUCGAGGCUCUGAGAAUGGGGCUUACGAGGCUCGAGAGAGGCGGAAGUCGUGGUGGCCUUUUCCGCCGGAAUUCCGCUGAAGAUGCCGCCAUCGAGCGGGAUGCUGAGGAGGACGAUGUCAUGGAGAGGCUAGAAACCUUGGCAGAUCAGAUGCUUGCUUCCAUCAAUUUCCUUCGAGAGAACGCAGAAACGGAUGAAGCCCAUUCUGAUUCUCCACCCCCUUUAGAGCCUAUUAACGAAACCUUUACGAUAGAAACUCGACCGCCACGCCUAACACCAGACGAGGGGCUUUUUGGCGUUGAGAGAGAUUUUGGUGGAUCAGAGUCAAGUGACGACAGUAUGCCUGAUCUGCGCAGCGUCUCCAACUCAAGUGAUAGCGAUUACGACGAGAGCGAUGAAGAUGUUGAAGAAACCCAUGACACCAACAGCGGCACCAGUUUUCUUCCGCAUGAUCUCAUGUUUGACAUAGCAGGUAGUCUACGGACAGAAGAGGCAACAGCAAGACAUGGAGGCCGUUCAUCUUCACGCACUCUCAACAGGGACCCGCAGCGAACAGUAAUUCAAGAUGGAGGCACUGGUCGAUUUAGCACGGUUGUUGACAGGGAAGAACAACGAGACGUGAACACUGACAUUGAGGACGACGAAGGAUCGAACGACGAGGAAGUUGCCGCGACCAUUGUGCCUCCCACCACAGUUUCGAUGCCUGAGCCACCCUUUGUGACUGAUGGACGCGGUCGAGUGGUUUGGACCAGCCCACGGGAGAAUGGAAGCAAUGACGAAAGUAACGAGUCGAUCGUGCCACGAGAAAUACCUUCUGGUCAACGAGCAAAGGUUGCCGGAGAGUUUACCGGUGAUGUGCGGGGACGGGUGAUUGGAACGAGUAGCGAAGGACAGGCAAGCGAGGAGACAACCGUGAAUGGCAGAGAUACGGACAGUCCGCGACGCUCUUUACUUGGCAGAAUGUUUGAUGCGUUCUUUUAAAUGUAUGUCUACUGUAUAAUAUACUCUUUAUUA
Molecule: messenger RNA, 1923 nt
Organism: Laccaria bicolor S238N-H82
Lineage: Eukaryota; Fungi; Basidiomycota; Agaricomycetes; Agaricales; Hydnangiaceae
Exons: 6
Coding region: 1-1890 (629 amino acids)
Biological process (GO): protein polyubiquitination
Molecular function (GO): metal ion binding; ubiquitin protein ligase activity
Source: RefSeq, a predicted model, not a curated record